Molecule: messenger RNA, 1933 nt
Organism: Suillus plorans
Lineage: Eukaryota; Fungi; Basidiomycota; Agaricomycetes; Boletales; Suillaceae
Product: kinase-like domain-containing protein
Exons: 5
Coding region: 225-1847 (540 amino acids)
Biological process (GO): endocytosis; peptidyl-serine phosphorylation; signal transduction
Cellular component (GO): cytoplasm; nucleus
Molecular function (GO): protein serine/threonine kinase activity; ATP binding
Source: RefSeq, a predicted model, not a curated record
ACACGUGACUGACGCGUACCAGGCUGAGGCAAUUGGCGCGUCAACCACGAGCAACCGUCUGUCUAAUCCGAAUCAACAUAUCGUCCACAAUAUUGUACUGCUCCACACAUUGGACUCUGCCACAAAGCUGUCACCUUAAUUCCGCUGUUGGUCACUCAUCACUUCAACCCUGCUACCAACAGUACCUCUGUAACUCGGGACAUUGACCGUGAUCAGGCAGCAUAAUGGCGCACAACUCAGAUACUAUUCCUCGUAGAAUGGGCAACUACUGGCUACAAGAUCGACUUGGAUCAGGCUAUUCAGGCUCUAUCUUCAAAGCACGCCAUGUUCACGAUAACACUUUCGUCGCGCUCAAAGUGCAAGACGUCGACCACGAGUGCCCAACAAAUCGCUACGAGCAGGCCAUCUAUCCUCUACUGCAAGGAGGAGAGGGCAUGCCUCGGUUAUGGGCGAGCGGUAUCCAGGGAAAAUGGCAUUAUCUAGUCAUAAGUCUCCUCGGAAGAAGUCUGGAGGGUAUCUACCGAGAAAAUUUGCAAUGGGGGCACAAUAGGAUGGACCUUCGGAGCGUAUGCUCUAUUGCGAUUCAGGUGAUCGCACGCUUGCAGAUCAUGCACAACCGCGAAGUUCUGCAUCGCGAUAUACAGCUUGGGAACUGUGCUAUCGGAUUGACGCCUGAAGAAGACACCAUCUAUAUGAUCGACUUCGGGUUUUCUAAACGCUACAUCGAAUCGCACACGCGGCGGCAUAUCCCAGACUCAAAGGAGAAGAGAGAUUUCUUGGGAAACUAUUGGUUUACGUCUGUCAACGUGCAUUGUAAAGGCAAGGUACCGUCUAGGCGAGAUGAUCUUGAGGCUGCCGCAUUGAUGUUUAUACAUCUUCUUACGCCUGGAGGACUCUCGUGGACACGAAACGGUGUACCAAAAACCGACUCGGCGCACGAUCGUAUCAAGCGAGCAAAAAAGAACGCUCGCCCUGAAGACCUGUGCAAGGGAAUACCCUCUGAGUUCGAAGAGUUCCUGCGCUAUUGUAGACGGCUGAAGUUCUUUGAAUGCCCUGAUUACGAUCACUGGAAGGACGAGUUCCAGGCGCUCGCACAGGACAAUGGCUUCACCGAUAUUGAGCGCUUUAUCUGGCCACCACCGCCAGCUCCCAAGGUUCAGCCUCAAGCAGGACGGCCUGCUCCUACACGGCCCACGAUUGAUGCAGAUGAGAUGGAGAACGUCCUAAAAGACUUGGCCAAGCUCCAGCUCAACCCGCCUCGUCCAAUACUUGGGGACCAAACUAAUGUCCCUGCUCCUGCGCGAAGAGAUGACACAAAAAAGGCUAGCGAAAUCAUAUCCGUAAGCGACAGCUCCGAUGACGAUAGAUCGAGGCCAAAUGGCCAACCUCUUCCACCCUGCACUCCCGUGCGAACAAAGAAAGCGAGUCAGCUGCAGAAGCUCAGGCUUUCGGUACUUGAUUCGACGGAUAACGCUGCUCUUGCAGUCGCCGUAGACGAGUUCGCGAAAUUCCUGCAAUUGGGCUCAAAGACGCUCACCAAAGAGGGUUUCGCCUUUUUGGAUGCAUUGUACAAACAGCUCGCAGAUCCUUCGAUAUUCGUACACCCGCUUCGGACUUUACGAAGUGUAAAUCGAGAGGACGAUCGAGCCCCCCAACCAGCGCAUGUAAAAUUGGGCGUGGUUGCGAGGCUUCGUCGGGAAGUGGGGAUUGCAUCGAGUAAUAGGGUGCUUGCGAACCUCGUGGCUGACUUUGGUGCUGUUACCAACAAGAGCAGUGGGAGGACUAUCACCAAGGAUGGGUUUGCGUUUUUAGAGGGACUAGCUGCGAGGCUACAGGCGUUAAAUUAGAGCUGGAAGGGAGUACUUGUGUUUGCCAGGCUCCUUUCAUUGGGUGACUAUCCGUAGGCAAAAUAAUGCGGAAUAGAUUAUAACGG